Lineus longissimus is the source of this 2871-nucleotide messenger RNA. RefSeq lists its product as uncharacterized. Bases 1 to 1188 code for a protein of 395 amino acids. The transcript is spliced from 5 exons. The record is from RefSeq and is a predicted model, not a curated record. NCBI's taxonomy places the organism in Eukaryota, Metazoa, Nemertea, Pilidiophora, Heteronemertea, Lineidae.
AUGGCGGCGUCUCGGCGUCCCAAAUUUCCUUCUUCUGCUAGCUUAUACAGGCGUUCUCAUUUAGAUAGCCUGCACAUAUCGUAUGAUCGUGCAACUGAUCGUGCUGAUGAUGAAACCGACCCGCCACAGGCCCAGCAUCUGUACCAGUGGUUUUUCAAGCGUAUUGGCCAGAUCAAACCCGAGUCGUAUGAAGUUGAACCGAGCAACACUAUCUGGUGGCAAGAAUUAGAUUUAUAUGUCUCUAACAAGCAAACUGGAUUAGCCACAGGAAAACUUGUUGGCUUUGACAAAACAUCCUGCAGCAGACUUCAGGACAUUUUUCGCAGCAGAGCCAAGGGCCGUGCUUCUGACGAAAGUGAUAACAGUUUUCUGAAGGGAUUGCUCAACACUCUUUCGGAUGCCAGGAGCAGUGCAGUUGCAAGUCGAGGUGUUUCAUUCAAUAGAGACAAGUACGAGAGUCUUGGGAAAGUCAUUAGGUUCAUGGAAAAUCUAAAUAUGAUGAUUCGCAAAAUGGUCGUGGAUAGUAGUGAGGCUCCAAAUGAAGCAGCAUUUGUAAAUCUCUUUGAACGCUUUGCAUAUUUGUGUGAACUGGACAUAAGUCCUGGUUAUGUGAAAACUCGAAAAAUGAAUGUGUUGGGAACUCAAGUGACAUCAUCGCCAGAUGUUCAAUUUGGAAAGAUAUAUGAAGAAAAUGGAUUUCUGGUUAUCACAGUCGGCGAGUUUAAACCAGGGCAGAAGGAUGAAUUUGAAGACUCUGAGUCUGAGGGAUGCAAACCACCGCUUCGAACACGGAAGCGUAAGGUCACUGAUGAGGAACAAGAUGAAGUGGAGGAGAGAUCAAAAAAAUCCAAAGUAAAUGAUGAAGGAGAAGAAUCUAUCAAAGGCUAUGGAAGCAAGCUUCAAGGACAGCAUGGUGCUGAGCUAUUGCUUGAGCUACCCUUUACGGCCUUGCGCGAGUUUGGGCACCUGGACCGUGUGUUCGGAUUUGUCGUUCAAGCCACAAUGGUACGACUUACUUGCCUUAGGAUGACAAAGGAACAUCUUGAGAGGAUACAGAGGAAUGAAGACUUGGAAGUUACUGACAAUGCAAUAAUCUAUUACACCAAGUCAUAUGACUAUUUGAAUCGACCUGAGCGGGAAGAAUUGGAGCGUGUGUUGCUCACGUUGUCAUAUUUGGCUCGCAUCUGAAUAAACCCCUCUAAUAUGGCCUUAUUCUUGUUGGCUCAGGGAAGUCUAUACAAUACCGCAGUGUCCGUCGUCCGUCCUAGUAUCCUGUGACACGAAACCGCUGGGGCUAUGAACUUGAAACUUUGUUGUCAAUUCUGAUAAUUGCUUAACUACUUGUCCGAUUGUCACCAAAUUGAUCAACAUGGGAACAUCUUACCACCAUGCAGUAUUACUUGCACAUGGGUUUUUGAUUUUACCUAUUUUUCAGGGCCAAAGCUGUUAAAUUUCAUGAUUGAAACUUCCAUUUCGCUAUUAAACUGUAUACUAACUAGCAUAAAUUGAUUGUCUACGGUGAGCACAAUGGCCCCGUUUCAUUGUUAGAGAGCGCCGGACCGCUUCAUGGAUGAGAAACUGCAAUGGAUUUUUUAAGUUAUAAGUACAAUUUAGCCUUGAUUGAGACUUAAUACACUAGAAACUGCAAUGGACUUUUGAGAUCACCUCUCAGCAGAGGGAUUGCUCUUCGGGAAACACCAAUGAAAGAUUAUAUUUUGCGCUGGUUAUUUUUGCGGUCAACUGCCACCCACAAAAUCUGCAAAAUUAAAGAGCCUGCAAAAAUUUUAGGGUUACAGUAAUGCUGGUUUCUAUUCAAAGUAUUGGAGAAUUUAUGCAACAGUGGCGUUUUCAUGCCCUACCUAAGAUUCAUGUGUUUGAUUGGAAACUGUUUGGUCACCUUAUUUUAAAGACAUUGAGCACUUUGCCAGUCAUUUGUGGCUCAAAUUUCUUGAGAACAUUAGAGAAAUACUCCAGAUUUUAUGUUAGCAUUUUCGUUUCAGACACACAACAGGUCAAAACAUGAAGUUAUGGGCUCAUUUUGGGGCUGAGUCGGUGAAAUGAAUGAGAAUGCGAAGGCAGCACCUCCCGGGGGUACGUCGCGUCAUGCAUGCAACACUCGACGUUGGAUUGGCUUUUAUUGUAUUGAUGAAAUUUGUUGUUUAUUGAAUAAUUCCUAAAGCAUGUAACAAUGAACUGAAUAAAGCUGGAUGUAUUCGAGAACAUUUCUGUUUACAGUAUGAUGGCAACAGGGAGCUUCAGAAUCAAAGAGUGGUCAGCUUUGUCUUAUCACUGAAGGUUUUUAGCUCAGCUGACAAAGUCAGCUGAGCUUGUCAAACAAGCUGCUCAGUGGCGUCCGAGGGUCCGUCUGUCCGUCCGUCCGUCCGUCCGUCCGUCCGUCUGUCCGUCCGUCCGUCCGUCCGUCCGUCCGUUCGUUAAACCCAUGGUGCACAUUUUGUAACCGUAAGACCUAGAGACUUCAAUUUUGCAUUUCUGGAUACUUCUGGUCAAACUCUACUUUCAAAACAAAAUUUGUCGCCAUUCGACCUACUUCCUGCGAGCGAGAGCGCAUGAAGGAAACUGGCCUAUAUCGGCCUAGGAGCAGCAGAAUUAGUCGAAAUAUGCUUUAAUAUUAAGAUAAAAUUCUUGAAAAACUAUUUUAUUGAGAAAAAGUUCAAAAUUUUAACAGGAGAGGGCGCUACCUGCCUUUUAAUUAUUUCUGCUGAUUCAAAUUCCCGCCCGAUGACGUCAGCCAUCAAUGAAGUCUCCUAUUUGCCAGUUCUCAAAACAUGGCAGCUACACAAAAAAGCAGCAGUAGCUCCAGGAAUAAAUCACUGUUCACUUCAGCUUCGUAAUCGAUUGUGUAAUGUUCUG